GCGCAGACCCUGUGUUCAGUCCUCUAAAUCAACACAUACACAAUAUGCACACCUGAAUAGUCAGACACUUAUCUUCGAUAAUCUGCCACUUGCUUGUGUGAGCAGCACAUCAAAUGAUUUAUGUACCCCAUGGAAUACUAACAGCCAUAGCCGUGUAGAUACUCCCAGCUAGUGGCCUCUCAACUUUUAGACUCCGGGAAAUGCGUCGGUCAGCCUGUCUGGACUAACAGUGAGCCGGCCCACUAACAGUUGCUGAAGUUCAAUUAUAUUUGUCCUAAAAGGGUGAGCAGCAACUCCUGCUUUGAGCCGCGGGCCCGCCCAGUAGCUCAAUUUAAAGACGCGCGGCGCUAGACUCCGCCUCCCCUGCCCUUCCCCAGGCGCAGGCGUUUUUCCUCCCGCCCAGGCUCAGAUCCCUAUACUGCCGCCUUCCCUGGCCCGCGACCCUGUCGCACCAGUGACGUCAAGGGCUGCGACGGUUCUCAUUGGCCCAUUUCAAUAGUCGCGGGCUACUUGAACUGCAAGAACAGCCGCGGCACCGGCGGGCUGCUCGCUACUUCUCGGGGUUCCUUUGGUCCUCCUCGCUGGUCUGUCCCUACCUCUGUACCUGGGGACCACCUCGACCCAGCACGGGCUCGAGCUGGGUGAGCGGGCAGCGGGCAGGCUGGCUCAGUGUGUGGUGGCGCCGCGGACUGGAGCGUUCCUCGGCGAGGUCGACGUGAUCAGUCGCGAGGCGGAGUGCACGCUGCUUGGCGCGGUGAGCUGAUCCCGCCGCCCGCCCCCGGGAGCAGCGAUGUUGGGCAGCUCCUCGCUGAAGCCUGCGGCCCGCGAGGCGGACUCGGGGCUGCUAACACUGCACCAGGAGGACCAAGAAAACAUCAACCCGGAGAAGGCGGCGCCCGCCCAACAGCCGCGGCCCCACGCCGGGGUGACGGUGCUAAAGGCCGGGAACUCACGGUGUUCUGCGCCGCAGCAGAGGCUCAAGACGCGGCGGGUUGCACCUCUUAAAGAUCUUCCUGUCAACGAUGAGAACGUUGCUGCUUUACCACCUUGGAAAGCAAGCAGUAAACAGCCUGCAUUCACCAUUCACGUGGAUGAAGCAGAAGAGAACACUCAGGAGAGGCCCACUGAAUUUAAAAAACCAGAGUGCGAGGAUGUCCUGGCUUUUAAUACAGCUGUUGCUUUACCCGGACCAAGAAAACCACUGGUACCUCUUGAUUAUCCAAUGGAUGGUAGUUUUGAUUCGCAACAUACUAUGGACAUGUCGAUUGUAUUAGAAGAGGAAAAGCCAGUGAGUGUUAAUGAAGUACCAGACUACCAUGAGGAUAUUCACAUAUACCUUAGGGAAAUGGAGGUUAAAUGUAAACCUAAGGUGGGUUACAUGAAGAAACAGCCAGACAUCACUAACAGUAUGAGGGCUAUCCUCGUGGACUGGUUGGUUGAAGUGGGAGAGGAAUAUAAACUGCAGAAUGAGACCCUGCAUUUGGCUGUGAACUACAUUGACAGGUUCCUUUCUUCAAUGUCAGUGCUGAGAGGCAAGCUUCAGCUUGUGGGCACUGCUGCUAUGCUGCUAGCCUCAAAGUUUGAAGAAAUAUAUCCCCCAGAAGUAGCAGAAUUUGUGUACAUUACAGAUGAUACUUACACGAAGAAACAAGUUCUGAGAAUGGAACAUCUAGUUUUGAAAGUCCUUGCUUUUGACUUAGCUGCACCAACAAUAAAUCAGUUUCUUACCCAGUAUUUUCUGCAUCAGCAGCCUGCAAACUGUAAAGUUGAAAGUUUAGCAAUGUUUUUGGGAGAAUUAAGUUUGAUAGAUGCUGACCCAUACCUAAAGUAUCUGCCAUCAGUUAUUGCUGGAGCAGCGUUUCAUUUAGCACUCUACACAGUCACAGGCCAAAGCUGGCCUGAAUCAUUAGUUCGAAAGACUGGAUAUACUCUGGAAAGCCUGAAGCCUUGUCUCAUGGACCUUCACCAGACCUACCUCAGAGCACCACAGCAUGCACAACAGUCAAUCAGAGAAAAGUACAAAAAUUCCAAGUAUCAUGGUGUUUCCCUCCUCAACCCCCCAGAGACACUAAAUGUGUGACAGUGAAAGACUGCCCUUGUUUAAUCACUCGGAGUUAAAUGGUGUACAGUUUUUACUUUAGGUUUUAAUUUCACAAUCAUUUCUGAAUAUAGAAGUUAUGGCCAAGGACAAAUUAUGGUAUCUAUUCCUUUUUAAAUGGUUUUAAUUUGUAUAUCUUUUGUACAUGAAUCUACCUUAGAUAUUUGGCUAAUUUUAACUGGUUAAAGUAUUAAUGAUGCCAACUAUCAGGGCAAGAAUUAAUAAAUACAUUUGGAAAUCUUGA
Cavia porcellus (domestic guinea pig) is the source of this 2342-nucleotide messenger RNA. RefSeq names its product cyclin A2 (gene Ccna2). Gene Ontology annotation, cellular component: cyclin A2-CDK2 complex; nucleus; cytoplasm. The transcript has 8 exons. The coding region runs from base 791 to 2080 and encodes 429 amino acids. Gene Ontology annotation, biological process: mitotic cell cycle phase transition; regulation of cyclin-dependent protein serine/threonine kinase activity. The record is from RefSeq and is a predicted model, not a curated record. Lineage: Eukaryota; Metazoa; Chordata; Mammalia; Rodentia; Caviidae. Gene Ontology annotation, molecular function: cyclin-dependent protein serine/threonine kinase regulator activity.